AUGUUCUCCGAAUCUAUUGUAACAACUGAAUUGUCGUUAGUGAGUAAUUCGAAUAGUUCAGUUUACUUUAUUUCAUUACCAACUAAUGAUAUACAAUUGACUACAGCUGUCAUUGAAGAAACUACUAGUAAUUUUACAGGUCUAUGGUAUAAUCGACCUAUGUUUAGUCCAUGUGCAUCGUGGUAUCCAAACGCGAUUACAUUUGCAAAUGAAAGCACACUUGGCUCCCAAACUCAUGGGAUCUUUAUCGAUACAUACAAUACUAUCUAUGCUAGUAGCUGGUCCCCCAGUGUCGUUAAAGUAUGGCCUAAUGGUAGUUCAACUGCCACAAGAACUAUUCAAGGUGGCUUGUCUGGGCCAUACAGUUUAUUUGUUGCAAUGAAUGGUGAUGUUUAUAUUGACAAUGGCGCGUCGAAUGGUCAAGUCGACAAGUGGAUAUCAAAUGCUACGAUCGGAACGCGAGUAAUGAAUAUUAGUGCACCAUGUUAUGGUCUCUUUAUUGACAACCGUAGCACAUUAUACUGUUCCUUAUCUAACUUAAACAAAGUAUUGAAAGUUGAUCUCAUCAGUGUUUCAGGCAUACCAGUGAUGAUAGCUGGAAAUGGUUCGAGUGGAUUGACAUCAUCGUUGCUCGAUUAUCCUUGGGGAAUCUAUGUUGAUACAGACUUCACUUUGUAUGUAGCAGAUUGUUACAAUCAUAGAAUUCAACGAUUUGGAUUCGGUGAAUUGAAUGGUACAACGGUAGCAGGAGGUAUGGCAUCGGGAACCAUUUCACUCAAUUAUCCAACUAGUAUUGUGCUUGAUGGAAACGGAUACCUAUUCAUCAUGGAUACUAGCAAUUAUCGUAUUGUUGCAUCGAGUUCUGCUGGAUUUCGAUGUGUCGCUGGAUGUUCAGGUUCUAGUGGAUCAACAGCAGACAAAUUAAACAAUGCUUGUUAUAUGGCAUUUGAUACAUAUGGCAAUAUUUUCUAUUUAUUAACUACGGCACGUAUAGUUAUUCGAUCAGGUGAUCAAAAUUGGAAUAUUAGUGGUGGUAGUAGUGGUGAAGUAUGGAAUGGAUGGAGUCACGUUAAAUCUAAAGAUAAUUUCUGGGGAUGUGGAAAUAAUUUUCGAAUGACUUUACAAAAAGAUGAUAUGAUAUGUACAUAUCGUGCUUCCUAUUAUUAUCGAAGUUUCGAUAUAGUUAAACUCAAUGGUAAAUCAGCAGGUGGUUCAUUCUAUUAUGAUCGAACUAAAUCUAAAGAAGAAGUAUAUAACGCAUUCGUCGAGUUUAUUGAGAAGCAAAUUGCUGCUCAGAGUGAAUAA
Messenger RNA from Adineta steineri, 1305 nucleotides. Lineage: Eukaryota; Metazoa; Rotifera; Eurotatoria; Adinetida; Adinetidae. The record is from the annotation of a GenBank genome assembly.